GUGGGUUGGACGUGUAGUGUCAGCUCAGAAAAUAGCCACUAACAUGUUUGAAAUAUAAAUUUUUGCGUGUUGAAAUACGGAGUCGCGACAGGUAACUCGCCUUCAUCGUUAAGUUUCUACCUGGACAAGAUUAGCCGGCUAAUUUAGCUAGGUUAACUUUGGUUUUCAGUCACGUUAGUAUUCUUCGAACAGCUCUGUGGUAUAUAUUUUUUUAGGUUUAGCUGGGCACCUUAACAGAGGAUGCUGGAGUCAAUAAAAGUAACAGAGAGGCUUCACUGGCCAGAAGUAGAAAUGUCCAAAAAGUACAUCUUAAACUCUUCCAACAAGGCACUGAGUCCAAGCCAAGUAUACCUGGAGAAGAUUUCUUCCAGUGUCCUUGAAGACCUCUUCAGCUCUGGCUCCAGCAGCUUCAGCAUACUGCGGCAGGCUGAGGAGGACGAGUGGGAGAAGCCAAAGCAGUCCCUGUACAAGAGGCCAAAAACAUCCGUGAAAUGUGGUGCCACACUUGGUAGACGAAACCACGCGGGCAUGGCUUUUAAAAAGGUGCAUGUUCAAGAAGGUGGCCGAAAGCCUGCACAGACAAACUGCGUCCUCUCCAGUUUCCCCAAACCAGCACGGAACAUCGCAGUAGUGGGCAAAACGAUGGGCCUGACCCCUCGUACAGUUCCACAGCUCAGGAAGAUGUGCGUCUCCAACUCACCUCGCACCAAACUUCCCUCACUGCACAAAGCGACAAUCACACGGGAAGUGGAAAACGCCAAGAAGCUCUGCAUCCUUACUGCCAUCAAGCCAUCUAAUGUGGAGAAGGAGAAGGCCAAGUUUUUCAAGUCGGAGUUCUGCUACAACCCGCAGUUUGAGUACAGCAACCCCGUCUCUCCGCUUGUUUUGGCACGGCAUAAUAACGCCUCAGAUCGCUUCCUGACACAGGCCGUGCACAUCAUGGAGCUCGCCCUGCAGCGAUAUGGCAGCUAUGAGAAGUUUGAGAAGGUCACUGGAGGCAACCUCCUCACCAAGAGUCGCAUCUGGCAGAAUGUCAAGAAAUACAUGGAGAAGGAAGGAUGCAUGGGGGAGAUCGUGGUCCAGGUGACAGAUGACCUCUUGUCCAGAGCCUCCAUGACAGUCGUGAACAGCAGACCCACACUCACCAUCAACAUCUCCACUGCACGGGAGCACUGGCUGGAGGGCAUGCUCAGGCAUGAGAUUGGCACACAUUAUUUCCGCGGCAUCAACAACUGCCAUCAGCCGUGGAGCAGCAGCGUGGGCAGGAAGAAGCACAACCUGAAGCCCCUGAACCCCACAGAGGAGGGCCUGGCCAGCAUCCACAGCGUCCUGUUCAGGAAAGACCCCACUCUGUGGCGCGCUGCCCUGCUCUACUACACCGUCUACCAGGCCAGCCACAUGUCCUUCUCUCAGCUCUUCCACGACUUGGGACGCUUCGUCCAGGACCCCAACACCCGCUGGGACUACUGUGUCAGAGCCAAGAGAGGCCAGAUCGACACAGCACAGCCAGGGUGCUUCAGUAAAGACCAGGUCUACCUGGACGGCAUCCUGAAGAUCCUGCGAUACAGAGACAAGAUCAACUUCCCACUGCUGAUGGCUCUUGGAAAGGUCUCAUUCGAAGACUUGGACCGCCUGAAAGCCGUGGCUCAGAUGGAGAACGUCCGCAUCCCACACUUCAUGCAGGACCAGGGGAGGUACGCCGAGCAGCUGACCAAAAUCAUGGCGGUCAACCAGCUGACCGACGAGGAGCUGAAGACCAUCAUCUGAGCCUGCUCCGCUUCCUGCACGAACCUGAACCCAGACCUGAAUAAAAGCUGUCACCACACUGCCAGCCAUGACCUGUAAUCCCUCAACACCACCACCAUUCCGUGUGCAUGCUAGCCGAGUGUGCGACUUGUGCGGUGUGCUGUAUUGCAUGUGUAGUGCAGA
This is a messenger RNA of Toxotes jaculatrix (banded archerfish), 1929 nucleotides long. RefSeq lists its product as uncharacterized. The transcript has 7 exons. The record is from RefSeq and is a predicted model, not a curated record. NCBI's taxonomy places the organism in Eukaryota, Metazoa, Chordata, Actinopteri, Toxotidae. The coding region runs from base 241 to 1767 and encodes 508 amino acids.